UGAUGACGCUGCUUGAUCAUUAAAAAUCUGCCCUUAAAAAUAUCAGAGAAUUGGGUCAGCAAAGUAACACUAUACCAGAGGAAACCCCGCAUUUAUCGGCCCGUUUUGGGGCGUAUAGCGUUAUAAGAACGAAAGUGUAUCUGUAAUUUUAACCUGUUCCGACGGAGAGAAAGAUGCCCGGUGCUUUGAGCAUCUGCACACGGGAGCCGUAGCAGUUAGACCGGUCCGCCUGUCUGCCUCCGCCGGGUUUGGAAACCUGUGAGCCACGGCAGCCUGAAUGCUUAGCCGGGGAUCGGAGGGUCAUCUGGAGCGUUGUAUGUUGAUCCAGGAAGUCUCGCUCUGUCUUCUCUCAACUGCCUGGUUGCACACAUUUCUCUAGUUCUACAUAAAAAUGUCAAGCCGUCGAAAAUCCACUACACCUUGCAUGGUGGUGCCCUCUAAUGUGGUGGAGCAGGAAGAGGUGAAGCCAAGGGCCGAAGGGCCCCAGGAUCAACAGACAGAGGUGGGCGUGAAAGAGCCUGAAAAAGAUGCCCUACCGGCCCAGGACUUGAACCAGACUGUAGUAGUUGUGCCUACUCCUUCAGAUACAGAUGAUCCAACUGUUUCAGCUAUGGAGGACAGUGAUUUAAUAUGUCCCUCUACAAAGCAAAGCAUCAUGGACCCUUCAGAAGAAGCCAGCAGCGACCAGCCAAGCACUGAACCACAAAAUGACACCCCUGAUGAGGGCGCUGCAGACCCCACAAGUGUCAAUGCCAUCUCUCUCAGCAAGACCCCAAUCAUGAGGCUGAAGACCAAAUCUGAGCCAAAGAGGAUCGCUGUGUCCCUCAAAUCGACAGAGGAAGCAGCAGAGGGUUUUGGAGGAGGCAGUGAAGGGGAUGUGGGAGGAGAGCAAGAGCCCAUCGAAGCCCCUUUGGGACCUAUGACACCUGUGGACAUGUUGCUACACGACUCCAUGAAACUGGGAGGAGGAGGUUUGCUGGUCAGCCCUCCACUGGAGCAGCAUAGGAAAUCAUCUCUUUUAAAUCCUACUGUUAUGUCUCCUGGCUUUGCACAAGUUCUUUCUGCUUUUCAGGCCCAGCAGAGUACAGCAUCUACAGCAGUCCAGCCUCAACUCCUGAUUCCUCUCAGUAGCAUCCCCUCCUACAGUGCAGCCAUGGACACCAAUCCUCUUCUGGGCAGCACAUAUAAGAAGUUUCCUUAUCCCUCUAUGGUUGAGAUCAGCAGCCUGGCAGCACAGACACAGUUCACUGAGGAACAAAUCAAGGUGUGGUUCUCAGCUCAGCGGCUAAAGCAUGGCGUCAGCUGGACCCCAGAAGAGGUGGAGGAGGCUCGGAGGAAACAGUUUAAUGGCACAGUGCACACAGUUCCACAGACUAUCACUGUCAUCCCUGCUCAUCAGCUUUCAGCAGCCGCCAAUGGCCUGCAAUCUAUUCUCCAGACCUGUCAGAUUGUGGGUCAGUCUGGCCUGGUUUUCACACAGGUUGGCCCAAGUGGAAAUCUCCCUGUGACGAGCCCUAUCACUCUGACUGUGGCAGGACUGCCCAGUCAGUCCCAGAGCUCCAGCAGAGUAUCCUCCCAAUCCAGCUCUUCCAACAGUGAACUGAAACGAGCCACAACUGUCCAGCCUCCCUCACUCUCUCCACAGGAGAACUCAGCACUUUGUGCUGACACAUUUGGUAUGCGGCCUAAGAAGUCCAAAGAGCAGCUUGCAGAAUUAAAAGCAAGCUACCUGAAAAACCACUUUGUUACUGAUGCGGAAAUUGCACGCCUGAUGAAGCUAACAAACUUAACAAAAGGUGAAAUCAAGAAAUGGUUCAGCGACACCAGGUACAACCAGCGUAACUCUAAGAACAGCCAUAUAAUCAUGGUUCAGGAUGGUGCUCGAGGUGGUAGUAGUGCUAAUGCCACCAUUGUUAUUGACUCAAGUGAUGAGACCCCCUGUUCGCCCAAUCCUCCCCAUACUCCCCCUGUUAAAGAUAGGGAAACUCGAUCAAAAUCUUGGAAUCCAUUUCCUGAUUUUACUCUGCAGAAGUUUAAGGAGAAGACACCAGAGCAGCUGGUAGUGUUGGAGGAGAGUUUUGAGAAGAGCAGUACUCCCUCUGACGAGGAGCUGAGUCGCCUGAGGGCAGAGACCAAACUGACACGUCGAGAGAUUGAUGCCUGGUUCACAGAAAGGCGGAAAGUACCAGCAGCCAGUGUCUCCUCUCCAGACUCUGAGGAGGGCAAGGGGGAGAUGGACUCCGUGAAAGCAGAUGAAAGUGGAGAAACCGGUGAUACUGCAUCUGUAAAGGGGAACCAAACUCCCCCUGGAGGCCAAAAUAAAGAGUUGCCAUCCACAAGCUGCACCAGCAAAGAUGUGAAAGAUAAAGGUAAAAAGUCUCCAGAACAACUGCAUAUACUGAAGUGUGCCUUUGUUAAAAACCAAUGGCCAACAGCAGAGGAGUAUGACCAGUUGGCAGAGGAGAGUAGCCUCUCUCGCGCCUACAUUGUCAGCUGGUUUGGAGACUCACGAUACUCCUGGAAGAAUGGGAACCUUAAGUGGUUCUUUCAGUACCAAAGUGGCAACGUUGAAGCAUCAAGCAGUGGAGCAGUUAAAACAGGAGGUGGUCGGAAAAGACGUGGCAGGAAUCGUGGCUGGGGUCGCUCACGGACAAGAAGGCAGACAAGAAGAUCGACCUCCUACAGUGCAGAUGUAGAUGUGCCUCCACCAAAGAAAUUCAAGAGUGGCAGAGAUGUUCUUAAAGAUUACUACCUAAAGCACCGCUUCCUCAAUGAGCAAGAUCUGGAUGAGCUUGUCACCAAGAGCAACAUGAGCUAUGAACAGGUGAGAGAAUGGUUUGCUGAAGUCCAGAGACGUUUGGACAUGGGUUUAGAUCCCUUCCAGGAGACGGCUGUCCGGAGGCCACUCGGAGAGGGAGAUGACACGCAGGCUCCAUCAGAACAGCAGUCUGGUGAGAGGAUGGGAGAGGAUGAUGAGGAUGAAGAUGAGGAGGAUGGAGAGGAUUCGGACGACAGCGAGGUUUGGGAGCCUUCACGAAGCGUGAGAAAAUCACUGUCUGUUUCUGAAGACUGAUGAUUUUGGAUUAGUUCAAAUGGUGCAAGAGAAACAAUGCUGAAAUGACAAAUGCUGGAUAAUCAAGGCUUUUUGCACCUGUGUGCACAAGUGCACACUUCUAUUCACUGUAUUUUUUAACAAAUGUGGAGACUAUGGAUAUUAGCUUUAGUGUUUUAGAAUGGAUAAUAAUCCUGAGAGUAAUAAUAAUCCUGAUUGGGAAUGACUGUCUUAGAAGCACUGAAAACCAAAUGUUAUUGUUGUUUAGAACAGUAAUGUCAAUAAGUAAUACCAUGAAGUGCAAUCCUCAACUGAGGUUCAAGAAAAACUCCAAAAAGACGUUCCUACACAAUCUUUAGGCCUGAAUGCUGUCGCAAACAGACAAGUCCUAUUGACAGAAGGAUGCUGCGUUUAUUAUCUUCAUCUUGGAUGUUUCACCUUUGGCCCUAAACAAACUGCAGAGGCCAAACCCUGAUGUGUUGUGUUUACGAGGGUGCUUAAAUGAUUGUUUUCACAUGUGACCAUUAGAUGUCACUGCUGAGCAACAUCCUGAUGGAGGACUGGACUUGAAUAUUUGCUUGUUUUACCUGUUUACUUGUCAUUUUUAGCACCUGCAACAAUCCCAGAACCAGUAGUGAUGAUUUCCACAAGCCUUUUGAACUGACAAAUAUUAUUGCUGACACUGAAAGAUGGUUAUCUACUGGUAAUUCAGACGGUACCAUUGGAUUUUGGGAUGUGAGAUGUCUAAGUAAGUCUUCCCUUUAUACACCCCUAUGUUGGUAGUAAUUUAAUUAUUACAUGUUUUUUAACUGGAUAACUGCAUAUUUAGGGGUGAAAUUGAAAAGAAUGCUCUGCAAUUCAUACUUUCAUUCAAAUAGCGAAAGUAUGGCAUUCUGCUUUGUGGUUUAUCAUGUUAAUUAUUGUGCCAAAGUUGAAUGUGUUGCCCUCUGAGCAGUGAGGUGAAGUCACAAUCUGUGAACAGUUGCCACAGUGUGUUAGUCUUCAAGUUCAGUCAAACGAAAAUAGAAAUGGUACUUCUGACUUUUCAAUGUAACCUUAUCAAGUUGUAUUAAGUCUUUUAUUUGCUUUCUGGGGCAAUCUGCUACAUCACUUAGCUUAGAGCAGAGACUGCAAACAACUGUUUCUGUCAAACUUUCAAACAAACUGUAGUAAUAUUUUAUAUGUAACAAUUGUACAACCAUUGUUCGCAGGGCAAUUAUUAUUUUGUAGCUUUCACAAAACUGUGAAGUCAUACACAGCUGUGCUAACUGUUUCCCAUAAAGUAUUGCUUUAAUUGCCACAUACAGUUCAAACAGACAGCAAAAACAGUCAGUCAGCAAUGAAUUUUCAAUCAUCCACGCAACAUAAAAUGAGGCCUGUGAAUAUUAAGGUCAAACCUUAACGGACACUGUCUAACAGUAUUUUGAGUAAUGUUUGACUCAAUUCUGCACUGAAUUAAAAUAAUCUUAAGCACCUACUAAACCUUUAAAUGCACUUUGUCCACAUGUGCACUUGUCGGACUAAACCCUGAUUUGGCACCUUAAUCUCUUAUGAUACCAUAAAAUGGCUCUGAGAGACCAAAUCUUUUGUAUAGCUAAAAGCUAAACCAGUAUUUUGCCUUUUUAUGCUUCAUUAUUUUUGGAGGAGGGACCUUGGCAGCGUAUUUGUUUUUAUACAAAUAUAAGGUGUAUGUUUGUAUGGCUCAAAAAAUAGCUGAACAAUCAGUCACUAAAUUGCACAAUAUGAGCCAAUUUUCAUGUGUUCACUUUAAUGCAUUUCCGUCUGCCCCUUUCCUCCCGUCAACUUAAUAUUCUGAAUAAUGGUAUGCACUCCCGAGACAUAUCUCUGUAGAUGUUUGUACUGCUUCGUCUUGGUGAAUCACACAGACAGAUGCACAGCUGAUGGGGCAUGUGGUGGGAGAGCAGCAACAAUGAAGCUUUGUAAAGAAACCUUUGUGCCUCCAUGGCUUGUACUCUUGGUUGAACAGAAUCACACUAAUUUGGGAAAGAAAAGGCGAUAAGAAGUGCUGCUUGUUCAAACUAAGAAGUGAGGCAUGGUCAAGCUCUGCUUUCUUUCUUGGUGAUGUUCAAAGAUGCCUAUAAACUCUUGAGGUUAUGCUAUGAUAUCCUCUAGUUUAAGUUCUUGAAUCUAGGUGAUGUUUUUGUAUUUCCACACCAGGCAUUUGUCACAAUCCAACCCUGUGUUGUGUGCUCACUGCUAAUCAACUGUACUAACUAGUAGCGUUUAGAUUAAGCUUUCAGUGUGUUACACUCUUCAUGUGACAAGUGCCUGGCAAUACAAAAAAUUUAGCUAUAUCUUUGUCUAAUCGUGCAUGCAAUAACUAUCAAUUGCAUAUUUUGUACACACAAUGAUAAUUAGGCUGUGUGGGACAGUUAAAGCCUAACCGUUUUUUUGGUAGCUUUAAGCACCCACUUUUUCAACACAUUUUGUAAACACUGUAAAAGUUGCAUUUUGCUUAAUCUAGUUCUCUUUAUCUAUUAUCCCUUUUGUCUUAGUGAUGUUUUUUGUUUUUUUUUGUACAGGUUUUGCUUUGCUCUUGUUCCUUGUUAUAACGUCUCAUUUCCAGUGUAUUCUUUCAGUCCAUGGUUUUGAAUGGGUCUGUAUUCAUUAUCUAUUAACUGUGUCCUUGCAACUCUGUCCACAUAUUAGUGGUUUAUUUGUAAACAAUAUAAACUCCUAAAAUGUGUGCUAUAAUGUGGUGGUUUUCAAAUGCUGUUUUUUUUCUUUUAGAUUGUCGCUUUUUGGUAUAUAGAUAGCAAUGAAAUGUAAAGUCAUGGCUCAAGAACUGCAAAUAUAUAUACAAAAAAAAAUUUGACCAGCUUCGCUUUUUUCCAAAAUUGUAAGACACUAUAAAUUAAUUUAAGUAGAACAAAAAAAAAAUCAUAACCAAAUUAAGGAAAUUCUCUUUUAGUUUGUGAAAAUCCUAGGAUAAUUAUAUUCUAUUUAUGUUUAAAACUUUACAUUUAUUGCAAAAUAUUUUUCUGUCUUAGUUGAUACGGAGUUUUCUAAUAUUUUUCUUAAGCAUUUUUAUGUGAGGUAAAGGGCUUGCGACUUUACAUUUCUGAUUUGUGCAGUAGAGCUAAAUACUAAGAAUGUCCACUGUGUUUUUUCUCUCUUUCUGCUGUAGUCCUCAUGUGUACUCUGUAUUUAGAUCAACAGCUGGUUGAAUGUUUUAUGGCAAACUGAGAUCUAAGUGUUUUAACUGUAAGGCAGAUUUUUUUUUUUUUUUUUUUUUUUUUUUUUUUUGGCAAAGUAGACGCUGUUCAAUUUAUUGUAAUAAUAAAUGUCAUUUUGUAAACUCUCUCAUGUCACUUGGGAUCUUAUGUGACACUGACAGUAUCUUCUGGACAGUCUCUUCUGGCUGAGAUGAAGAGCAGUGGAUCUAGCUCAGUUCACACACAC
Messenger RNA from Boleophthalmus pectinirostris (great blue-spotted mudskipper), 6475 nucleotides. RefSeq names its product zinc fingers and homeoboxes protein 1. Gene Ontology annotation, cellular component: nucleus. The transcript is spliced from 8 exons. The record is from RefSeq and is a predicted model, not a curated record. Gene Ontology annotation, biological process: regulation of transcription by RNA polymerase II. Gene Ontology annotation, molecular function: DNA binding; DNA-binding transcription factor activity, RNA polymerase II-specific. The coding region runs from base 392 to 3073 and encodes 893 amino acids. Lineage: Eukaryota; Metazoa; Chordata; Actinopteri; Gobiiformes; Gobiidae.